Messenger RNA from Beauveria bassiana ARSEF 2860, 2226 nucleotides. Its product is annotated as fungal specific transcription factor. The transcript has a single exon. Lineage: Eukaryota; Fungi; Ascomycota; Sordariomycetes; Hypocreales; Cordycipitaceae. The record is from RefSeq and is a predicted model, not a curated record. Bases 1 to 2226 code for a protein of 741 amino acids. Gene Ontology annotation, cellular component: nucleus. Gene Ontology annotation, biological process: positive regulation of transcription from RNA polymerase II promoter by galactose; DNA-templated transcription. Gene Ontology annotation, molecular function: DNA-binding transcription factor activity, RNA polymerase II-specific; zinc ion binding; RNA polymerase II cis-regulatory region sequence-specific DNA binding.
AUGUUUUACACUUUCAAUGCUGUCAUGACGGAUGUCGUCUCGGCCGGCCGGCCUGCACGAGGACAGUCGACGACGACGAGAAGCCGGAAUACCCAACAAUCAGCCCCAACGUCGCAAAACUUCAGGGCCUGCAGGCGGUGUCGGCAGCAUCGCAUCAAGUGCAGCGAAAAACCAUGUGAGCCGUGCCGGGCGAAUAACAGCAAAUGUGUCUGGACGGAAGAGAAGCCCACCGCAGCGGUACUCACACCCAUCUCGCCGGCGAACCUUGCUGCGAAUCGACCAAUGAUGGCGCCUGCGGCCGGCAGCACAAUCACAAAGCCGAUUGCAUCCCACUACGCCUCCCCGACUUAUACUGAUGGCGAAGACGGAGGCGGCGAGCCGUGGCCUUUGCAGCAUCCCUGCUCUUGCGCGCAGCAUCCCAACACUCCCAACUCUUGUCCGUCUCAGUCAGGCGACAUACGCCAGCAGCAGAUUCCCUGCUCUCAACACGCCUCGCCCGCGUCGAAUGCGUCCAAGACGUUUCACCAAUUCCUCGAGGGUCUGGGAAUGGCCGUGACCGCCGAGGAAGGCGAAUUGCAUCAAUUCCCGCCGCUACCUAGCGCCGAAGAGGGGAAAACGUCGACUGCUGCCGCCGGGCUUCUCCCAUCGGCUCCGACAGCCUCUGAGACGCUCAACUGGGACGGCCAGCUAUACUUUGUGCGCCUCUUUUGGAUGUCGCUGGCGCCGCUCUUCCCCAUCAUGCCCGAGUCUGAGUUUGAAGCGCUCUACGCUGCUGACGGGCCGUAUCUGCUUGGUCAACGCACAAUAGAGGGCGCGCUCAUCAAUGGCAUGACGGCGCUCGGCAUCCAGUGCGCAGAGGCCACCGGUAGCGGCGCUCGUAUACUGAGCUGCUCCCCGACUGCGGCGAGCCGGAGCAGCAUCGAGUACUUUCGGCGUUGUCGUGACGUCUUGCGGGACCAGGACACGAGUACAACGACCUGCGUUCAUACCAUACGAUGCUACAUCCUACUGACGCUAUAUCACUUGCAAGCAAAUCAGCUAGAAAAGGCAUAUUACUUGGCCGGCCUUGGGGUGCGCCGCGCCCACAUGGGCCGGUUCCAUCUCACACCAGCUGCUCACAGCUCUGCUCGGGUUGCCGAUGACCGCAUUCGAGUGUGGUGGCUUCUGUCGUGGCUCGACGUCUACUGCUCCUUGCAACUUGGCCGUCCAGCUGCCGUCCAGCGAUCCUCGAACCCAUGUCCGCCUCCAUCCUCGCCUCCCAUGCGAUUCACACCGAUGCACGCAGACGUGGUUAGUAGAAAGGAAGCCAGCCUGGACAACUACCGCUUCGUCUUGUCCAAGCUCACCAUGAUUGUUGUUGAAGCUCUGGACGAUGUGCCAGUGUUUCAGUCGCUGGAAGAGAUGCAUGGCUCGUCAACUGCUGGCCAAUCCAUGGCACGGCUCUCCGAAACAAUAAGGCAGUUGGAGACGGCACUUGACGAGUUGCCUGAGCAGCUUCUGACUCGGCAUGGUAGCCGUACACCCACGAAUAACGGUCAGACGCAUAGAUCACGGCCAACCUGCUCUACCAUGCCGCACACCAACCGCCAAGUGACAUCAAGUGCAUCAUCGGCGGCGCUGACAGUUGGCCUUCCUGACUGGCUUCAACGGCAGCGGCUCAUUCUGGAGCUGCACUACCUUGACGCGUGCUUGGUCCUCCAAAGGCCAUUCGUGCUGUGGAAGCAGAUUUGCUCUAGUGAUGCCUCCAUCACAAAGCACGCCGAGAGCGCUUUUUCUCGCGCCUGCUCUGUAUUGUCCAUGCUCCACAGUAUCUACUCCCGGUCAGAUAUUCUUGACAGACUGACAAUGGUGCUACCAUUCAUCUGGAACGCCAUCAUCACCAUUGCCGCGUACGUCUUUGUCGGUUCCGCCGACGACGACAAAAAGACGCAACUCCUAAAAGCCAUGAACAAUGCCCUGGCUAUUCUGGAGCCGCUUGCGCGGAUCAAUCCAGACAGCCUCAAGGUAUACCAAAUCAGCCAAGCCCUUGCUGCAGAAUUGCGUGAGGCGAGUGGUGGGACAGAUGUGGUGGCUAUGCCUCCUCCUCCUUCCGCUGCAACCUCAACCUCGACCACGUUCACCGACGAUUUAUUCAAGUCUACUUUUACUGGUUCAUUGGAUUUGGAUGAGUUUUUGAAUGACGAGGUGACCAUGACUGAUGACUUUUCCGAAUUAUAUUCGUUUUGA